AUGCAGUGGCCUCCGCCGGAGAGGAGAUUGAUCUCUAUGGCUGCCUUAGCGAGCCAUCCGGACAAAGCAGCAGAGGAUGAACGCGAAGCUGCGGAGGUUAAAUUCAAGGCUGUAAAUCAAGCGUACGAAAUCCUUUACGACGAUGAGAAACGACAGAUCUACGAUAUCCAUGGCAUGUCUGCAUUUGACGGGUCGGGUCGCCCUGGCGCCGGAGGUCCCGAUCUGGACGAUAUAAUCAACUCCAUGUUUGGCAUGGGGAUGGGAGGUGGCAUGCCUGGUUUUGGCCCUGGAGGACCGGGAGGCCCUAGAAGGCCCCAGAAAGGCCCAAAUGAGGAGCAAACGUACACCGUGAGCCUAGAAGAUCUUUACAAAGGCCGAACCGUCAAGUUUGCCAGUACGAAGAACGUCAUUUGCAGUCUCUGCAAGGGUAGGGGUGGGAAGGAAAGGGCAACUCCCAAAAAGUGCUCAACAUGUGGCGGGCAGGGCCACAAAGAGACUCUUAUGCAAAUCGGUCCUGGACUGGUUACCCGAGCAAUGGCGGAAUGUAAAGUCUGCGAAGGUUCUGGGCAGUUUUACCAGACAAAAGACAAGUGCAAAAAAUGCAAAGGAAAGAGAGUCACAGAAGAACGGAAAUUAUUAGAAAUUUACAUUCCUCGCGGUGCAAAAGAGGGGGAAAGGAUAGUUCUGGAAGGCGAGGGAGAUCAAAUCCCGGACGUCGAACCCGGAGACAUCAUCUUCCAACUAGACGAAGCAGAGCAUGAGACUUUUAGGCGCUCAGGGGGAGACCUUCAUGCCGAUUUGGAUAUCACAUUGGCUGAAGCUCUUUGUGGAUUUUCAAGGGUAGUAUUAACACACUUGGAUGGCAGAGGAAUCGAGUUGGUCCAUCCAAAGAAACCCGGUGAUAUCCUACGGCCCGGACAGGUCUUGAAGAUCGCUGGUGAAGGCAUGCCCUUUAAGCGCAGCGAGGCUCGCGGCGACCUUUAUCUCACCGUCCAGAUCAAAUUUCCAGAAGAUGGCUGGGCGUCGAAUCCAGCGGUGCUUGAUAAGCUACGGGAUAUGCUCCCAGGCCCAGAACCACCCAUUGAAGCGGAGACGAUUGACGAAGUUGACUACGAUCCAAAAGCCACCAUGGAUGAUUUCGGCGCCAAAGAUGCCCAUGGCGGAUCAGCCUGGGAAGACGAAGAUGAAGAGGAAGGCGGGGCGCAAUGUGCAGCCCAGUGA
Molecule: messenger RNA, 1221 nt
Organism: Uncinocarpus reesii 1704
Lineage: Eukaryota; Fungi; Ascomycota; Eurotiomycetes; Onygenales; Onygenaceae
Exons: 4
Coding region: 1-1221 (406 amino acids)
Biological process (GO): protein refolding
Cellular component (GO): cytoplasm
Molecular function (GO): Hsp70 protein binding
Source: RefSeq, a predicted model, not a curated record